AUGACGGAAAGAGCCGGAAACCCGAAAAGGUCGCCUUUGCCUUUGGAAGCGUUCGCCGUUUCCCGAGGCGUUGGAAAUCCAGACCGGCUCAGAGAAUCACUGGCGCCUGCGGCGCCCUUCGUUUCGCCAACAAAGAAGUCAUUCUUGACGAUUUCCCAUUCCUUCCCUGCCAAGCCGCCUCUUUUCGCCAUUCGAAGACCUCCUUCCCUUCUGCCCACUCUCCGUUCACACGGUUCUCAAAGCAGAGGAGGAAGGGUGGCCAGAAGGUACCACGAGCCCUCUGUCCCACACAUCUAUCCAGAAGCAAGUGUAGUUCACCGGUUCCACCGAAUGCUCCUAUCUCUCGGCAAAGAUCGUGUGAGUGUGCAGUUAUGCUUCGGAUGCUUCGCCAGAAUAGAUUGACCCAGUUCCCGUUCUUUUCCGGUGCACUCGCUUUAUAUCUCCGACACACAAGGAAGGACGCGGUGGGAAGGAAGCAGCCCUAGCCUCUGUCCGGCCGAUCAUUCCGCUGGCAUCUUGCAUUCACGCCUCCGUUUGACUGCCGCUCGGGGAUGUAGUUGUAGAUACGUUAGUCUUAGUGGAUCGUUGGCUCCACCUGUUAUCUCCUUCUACGACAUGCUGUUGUCGUCGCCAUAUUCCAUAUGUCACUUAGUCAUCUCUGCCUCGCUGCGGGUCAGCACCUCCGAAAGAAACGGAGGACUUCAUUCAGUGACUCCGCGAUCGCCCUCUGAACGAUCAGAAUAAGGUAAAGCUUGAAGAUAAGUUUUGUACUCUAUUAAUUUCUCAGUCCCUCUAGUCGGGUGGGCGUCGGCCGGUCUUUCGACCAGAUCCCCCUAAAAACCGUACGUGCGGGUCUCCCCGCAUGCGGCUCACGCCAUUCGAGGUGGCCCAGCCCAGCAUUCAUUCGCAAAUCCUGUAGUGAAAUUGAGACUGCUCGACCUCGGAAGCUAAUUCGCGUGUAGG
Messenger RNA from Hevea brasiliensis (rubber tree), 963 nucleotides. RefSeq lists its product as uncharacterized. NCBI's taxonomy places the organism in Eukaryota, Viridiplantae, Streptophyta, Magnoliopsida, Malpighiales, Euphorbiaceae. The record is from RefSeq and is a predicted model, not a curated record.